Messenger RNA from Exophiala xenobiotica, 3052 nucleotides. RefSeq lists its product as uncharacterized. The transcript has a single exon. Bases 155 to 2755 code for a protein of 866 amino acids. NCBI's taxonomy places the organism in Eukaryota, Fungi, Ascomycota, Eurotiomycetes, Chaetothyriales, Herpotrichiellaceae. The record is from RefSeq and is a predicted model, not a curated record.
CCCGUUGCUAAAGUGCAUCAGCCCCCGAGGCGGAGCUGACAUGCUCGUCCUCGCCCGCCUUUCCCAGGCCAGGUUCACUCUGAUCCGUUCUCCUCGUCCAGGACGGCCGACAUAGCAUACUGUUUUCUUCGAGGCAAGCAGCGAUCACGGAUCCAUGCCUUUCUUCAAGUCUUCGAACAAGUCUCAUAGCUCGAUUGAAGAUUCGCGACCUGAGCAUCCACAUCAACAUCCACACCACCAGGCUCACCCUAGCGCAUCUUACGCAUUUGAUCACCAUUCUGACCGCUAUACCCAACAACCCCUGACCGACGAGCAAUAUCAGAUCCAAGACACCCAAUCUCAAUCCCAGCCUCUUCCUGCGCAGCAUCUGUCCCGCAGUCACAGUGUCUCGGCCGGCGAGGUGCAUGGCGCUCAGCGACCCAGCGUGAACCUCGUGCCCCCGCCGUUACAACAACACGGGAUCCCUGAAGAGCCAACACCUAUUCCUGGCCAGACUUUCUUCGGUCAAUCAAAAUCGGCCCGCAUUGAGCGUGACGAGAAACAAAAGAAGAGUAAGAGGAGUUUCAUCUCUGGACUUAUUAAGGACAAGUCCAAGGACGAAGAUAAAGAGCGGGAGAAAGAGAAGGAAAACGCUGUCUCAGAGCAGCGCAAAGGAGGUAUCGGUCGAUCAAGCUCUGUGCACCUGCUGAGGAAGUCGCAGCCUGCUGAACCCAGUACACGAGAGUCUCAUUCACAGCAGACCUCACCCAUCUACCAGACAAGACACUCCGCAUAUUAUCCUUCGGUCGACACUACUCCAGCAUAUCCUUCAGAUCAGCCUCAAUACCGAGGAGAUUUCGAAUCUCCACAGAGCCAUACGACCCAACAAUCUGUGGACUACGAGGAAGACGCUCCUCAUUUCACUCCAGAGCAAUAUCGGGCUUAUCACCAGACCGAAUCAGCCAACACCUCCGAGCAUUAUCUUCCUUAUCAGGGCCAGACACAGCAUCCUCGAGGGGCGAAUAUCGAUACUGAUCAGUACCGACAUCUACGACCACCCUCGCAGGCAUCUCUCGGCCCGCCAUCGCCGACUACUAACGUUCCUCAUACGCAAACUCUCCUAGACUCUCGCCCGUCUACGUCAGCGACCAGCAGAUACUCGGUGCAGUUGGGGCCGCAGGGUCAGCAGCAGCAACAGCCGGCAAUGGCAGGAGGGGAGGCACGUAAUGGAAGCCUUCGCCAACAACUGUCCCAAAGAGACGCUCGUACUGAGGACCACAACCAGCAAUACCAGAGCUCGCAGGAUCCACGAGCCAGAAUGUCACAACAAGGUUCAGAACACGGCAGAAGUACGCCUCCUCCCAGGAGCAGAGAGGACAUCAGUCAGUUAGACUAUCAUCAGCUGCUUCAGCGCCAUGAAGAGUUGCAAGCCAAAUAUUCCAAGGUGAAACGGUACUAUUUUGAACGCGAAGCGCAAGUUACCCAGUUGCAGAACACAGUGGCAACCCAACGAUUGUCCAUGUCAAGGACUUCGCUGGAUGAUGCCCAAUACACGGCCAGGUUCGAACGUUUAAGCCAGGCCAUCAACAAUCUGGCGUUCAAUAUUCGCAAGAACUGGCGAGCAGUCCCACCGUGGCUUCGUCAUGUUUGCAACCAAGACGCCCAUUCGAUCGGCACCAAAGAAAUGACAGCUGUCGGUCGAGCUUGUAUAACUCGGUGGCUUUAUGAGAGCAUAUUCGAACGUACAUUUCACCCCGGGAUUGAUCCUGGGCUGUCGGCUCAUUUGAAGAACAUUGAACGUAGCAUUCGCCGUUCGGGACAAGGUGGCAGCCUUUUGGCCGACGAGCAACGGGACGACCUCAUUACAAAAAUCACCACAUGGCGGCUGACCACGAUUGAAGGUCUUCAAGACGUCCUGGCCUCGCCCCAAGCUGAGAAGUACACGGAGAACUUGAAUCAAAUGUUCACGCACCAGCUCACUGAAUCUUUGAAAGCCAAUCUCACGGAUCCUCCACCAUUGGGUCUCAGUGAAGGUGUUGGUAUGAUUGUUGGUCAAGCGGUAGGCAUUGCAGCAAAUAUUCCACUCGAAUCGCGCGAUAUUUGCAUCGAGUACUUCAUGCCUGGCACGCCGAUUAAUGAGAUGUACAUGAAGGUCGAGCCCCAGAUCACAGCUCUGACCAAUCCAGGCCAAGAUGAGCGCUUACUCGCGAUGCAAGCUGCUCAGGCGCAACAACAAGCCAUGCAAGAGGGACAAGAAGGCGACGGUAUGGACACGGUCAGCACAGAGGAUGGACCUCGUGACCGGGAUGUCGAGGCCGAGAUUCGUGAAGCCGCUGGCAAAGCAGCCUCACAACAGUCUCAGGGUCGGUCUGAUAGUGUUGCCACUCAAGGCAGUCAAGCUACGAUCAAGAUCCCGGACAAGCAGUCCAAGAAAUCGAGCUUCCUUGGUGGCAUUGUUGGCAAAAAGCCACCAGUUUCUCGCGCCGACAGUCGGGCUACAGAACCUGCUUCCGGGAAUAAUGGAGAGGAUCAACGUGGCAAUGUCAGGGAGAGCAUGGCGGUUGACCCGGCCCAGUUAAAUGCUGCACCGGGUGCAAAUGAAGGGAGGAUUCGUUUCGCAGCCUUUGUGGCUGUUGAGGUCCGAGUCAAGGGACCAAGUUCCAAUUCCUCGACUUCGGGAGGUAACUCCGGCAAAGAGCCUGGGUCUGCAGCUGGUGGUGGCGUCAGGGAGUCGGCCGUCAAUGUCCUUUUCAAGGCGCCGGUUUACGAAUAUUAGACUCGUCAGGCCAGGAUGGUAAGGGGUGGGAGUGGUUCUGGCCUUGCUCGCUUGGUUGAUCGGCAGAUGGGCGUUUUGAGCGUCUGAGGUUGGUGGCAUGGGUUGGAGCGAAAUUAAGACCUUGGGUUGCCGGUCAUGUUUGUUACUGAAAGAAAAGGCUGGCUAUUGAUGGACGAGGAAUCUGAUGACCAUUUCUUUCAUAAUGUUGGAAUAUCUUGCUCAGUACCGUACUCCGUGGUGUUAACUCAUCCGACUUUCUACAUUUUCGACCUGUCACCUGGGUGUCACCCAUGAGAA